Molecule: messenger RNA, 196 nt
Organism: Dentiscutata erythropus
Lineage: Eukaryota; Fungi; Glomeromycota; Glomeromycetes; Diversisporales; Gigasporaceae
Source: the annotation of a GenBank genome assembly
AUGUCACACGAUUCUAUUAUGACUAUUACUGAAUCUUCUGCACAUACAGUUACCGAUUAUAUGAACUUUUACCGAGAUCUUGUUGGCUUUAAUAUUCACAAUGAGCAAAAUUUAAUUGGCGGGCCUGGUAUAAUAGUUGAUGUAGAUGAAUCUCUUUUUAGCUCAAGAAAAUAUAAUCGUAGCCAUCAAGUAGAAG